Messenger RNA from Amphiprion ocellaris (clown anemonefish), 2794 nucleotides. RefSeq names its product vasoactive intestinal polypeptide receptor. The transcript has 13 exons. NCBI's taxonomy places the organism in Eukaryota, Metazoa, Chordata, Actinopteri, Pomacentridae. Gene Ontology annotation, molecular function: G protein-coupled peptide receptor activity; peptide hormone binding; secretin receptor activity. Bases 109 to 1485 code for a protein of 458 amino acids. The record is from RefSeq and is a predicted model, not a curated record. Gene Ontology annotation, biological process: cell surface receptor signaling pathway; adenylate cyclase-modulating G protein-coupled receptor signaling pathway. Gene Ontology annotation, cellular component: plasma membrane.
CUGUCCAUGUUUGAUUUUCAGACCUCAUAUUUCUGCUGCCUGGCAGGAUGAUGCUUUUCAUUCCAGUAAGAUAUGCAGCUUGAGGUUUGGACAUAGGCACUGAUCCUGAUGACAAAAGGGAACCUGUUUGACAAAAUGAAAAAAGUUGGACUUAUUGGGGUGUUGUUAUUACCCCAGGCAAGGUCGUCAUCGGGUUGUCAUCCUCAUGUGAAUCUCGUGGAAGAGGAAGAAAAGUGCAUGAAAGAUCUGCAACUUUUAAUUUCACACAAAGCAACAGAUAACAAUAUGAGUGUUCACUGCAAGGGAAUGUGGGACCACCUGAACUGCUGGCCACCAGCUUUUCUCGGGGAAACAGUUUCUCAACCAUGUCCAGAUUUUUUUGAUUCAGAAGGUAAAGUCCAACGUAACUGUACCAUUGAUGGCUGGACAGGUCUGCUGGUCCCACAUGCAGAUGCGUGUGGCUACACUUUCAAUGAGACACUCCAGUUUCUUGGAGAGUCCUCAGGCUCCCAUUUGUAUUUCUCCUUCGUGAAGACCAUGUACACAGCUGGAUACACGCUCUCCCUCAUCUCUCUUACCAUCGCUAUCGCCAUAUUCUGUCUGUUUAGGAAGCUGCACUGCACCAGGAACUACAUCCACAUCCAGCUCUUUAUCUCCUUCAUCCUGAGAGCCAUUUUCAUCUUCGUCAGAGACGCUCAGCUAUUUAAUAAUGAAGAGCUCUAUCACUGUGACUCCUAUCCGGUGGCUUGUAAGGUCGUGCUGAUGUUUUCCAACUAUUCCAUCCUUGCGAAUUACAGCUGGCUGCUGGCGGAGGGUCACUUUCUCUUCACCCUGGUGAGCCGCUCCUUCUUCUCCCUGAAGAAACAUCUCGCCUGGUACAUCGUCCUGAGCUGGGGUUUACCACUGAUUGUUAUAGUCUCCUGGGGGUGCGCCAAGUAUUUUUAUGAAGAUGAAGGCUGUUGGGAAACCAGGAGACACGAAUGGAUUUGGUGGAUACUUCGAGUUCCAGUCCUUCUAACUAUACUUAUGAAUCUCAUCUUUUUCUUGGGUAUUUUGAGGAUAUUGGUGAGCAAACUCAGAAUGCCAGACGCACAGAGGAAUGAAUUCAGCCAGUUUAAGAGGCUCAUCAAAUCCACAUUUUUCCUGGUGGCUCUGUUCGGCCUGCAUUACAUCCUGUUUGUUUUCUUACCUGUGGAGGUCAGCAGCUCUGUGUUUAAGAUAUGGAACGUUGCAGAGCUGGCUCUGUCUUCCACACAGGGUUUUGUGGUUGCCGUCCUCUAUUGCUUCAUGAAUGGAGAGGUGCAGCAUGAGAUUCAGAGGCGGUGGAAGAGGUGGAGGCUGACUCGGCCGCUCCCCAGUCGGCGGCGGCAGCAUCACGGCUCCAUCAGCCACAGCGGGUCUCCUCACACUCAGGUCUCCCUGUUGCCAUGCUCUCCAGGCAGCCCGACGACCGGCGGACCCCCUGUGGACACUGUGGAGAUGUGAUUCUAGCUGAGAUUGGCUCAAUACAAAACAGACCCUGGCUUAUUGCUGGCAGCCAACUGGUCCUCAUCUGCAACUUGAGUGUUUAAUGCAGGGAGACUAUCAUUUGAUUUGCUUGUAGUAAUUCAAUAAUUCAGUCUAUUUUCAGAAUUUAAUUAACCCUCGUGUCGUCCUGCGGGUCAAAAUUGACUUGUAUUAAAGUUUAAAAAUGUGGGAAAAAAAUAUAUUUUCACAGUGAAACUUCUGAUGUCCAUAUUUUCAACAUUUUUGGGAAAUAUUUGAACAUUUUUUGGUGGAAAAAAAGAAAUGUCAAAAAUGUUUCUUAAGAACAUUCACCAAAAAAUCAACCAAAAUCCAGCGAAUUUCGCUGGAUUUUGGUUGAUUUUUUUUUGUGAAUGUUCUUAAGGAAAAUAUUAGAAGUUUUACUGAUAUAUAUGUAAUCACUUGAGAUAUUUUUAGGAUUUUUUUGGAAGAUUUUUCCUAAUUUUUUAAAAAAUAUUUACAAGAAUUUUCUUGCCAAAUUUGGGGGAUUUUUUUAAAAAUAAAACUUUUAAGGGAAACUUUUAACGAAUUAUUGGAGUUUUCUUCCUGAAGGUUUUGCAAAUUUUCAGAAAUUUGGGGAAUUUUUCUUCUGAAUUUUUGGAUUUUUUUCAGACAAGGAAACAAUAUUUUUGGUGUCCAUAAAUGAGGACAACAGGAGGGUUAAAUGGCACUGCAGCUAUUUACUAUUUAGUAGCGCUUCACUGCAGCUAGAGGGUUUACAAAAUGAAGACAAGAAGGAAACGUCGGAAUUGUGGUCAAGCUAUCUUGACUUUGUGUAAUUAGAAUGGCUAAAGCUCUAAAACACUAGAUCUUACAUUUCACAUCAUGCAAUCUGACAGUUACUUUUCAUGAAUGUUGAUAUAUGUCUUUCUGAUGUAAUGCCCCAAAUUCAUAUAUUGUCUGUUAAAAUAUUCUUUAAAAACUUUAACACUCUAAUAUUCUCAGCGACAACAAGGAAACUGAUCGCCAUGUGUAAAAUUGCUAAAACAAACACAGUAAACUCUAUUUAGGAUAAGCGAAACAUCCCCAAUAUCUUGACGGCAGCAGUAUAAAAGUAUUAUUCACUGUUGUAAAUUUUCCUGUUGAGGGAAUUUGGGUCAAUUUCUCAUAAACUUUUAUAUAAUACAACUUCUUUUAGCAACUAGAUAAGUUGCCCUCUGCUGGAUGUUAGAAAGAAUGCAGGCACUUCUUCUUUGGCUUCAUUUUUCCCACCACGAUGCCUCAUCCAACUUUUAUGUAAAGUCCAAGAAUAAACAUCUGUGGGACUGAA